Molecule: messenger RNA, 1834 nt
Organism: Polypterus senegalus (gray bichir)
Lineage: Eukaryota; Metazoa; Chordata; Cladistia; Polypteriformes; Polypteridae
Gene: emc4
Product: ER membrane protein complex subunit 4
Exons: 6
Coding region: 332-901 (189 amino acids)
Biological process (GO): protein folding in endoplasmic reticulum
Cellular component (GO): EMC complex
Source: RefSeq, a predicted model, not a curated record
GCGCAUGCGCGACCUCCUGGUGACCUCGGUAGUGAACGUGUUCGUAGUUGUCAUGCUUUGGAACGGCUGGUCGAUGCAGCACAGUUAGGCUUCAUUUUUAUUCCUGUUACUUGCAUUGGAUUUAUUUCUAUGAAACAAUAGAGGAGGAUUCUUUGUAUCGGUGGAAUAAAGUACUGUAUCAUGCAGUGACUGCCUUAAAGUGGACUGAUUAAAGGAAGGUGACGGAAGUGCGUUUCGCUGACGACGCUGAAAGAUUUCAGUUUAGUGUCUUGACCAAGUGAUUGGGAGAAUCGCCUGCAAAUUGCUUGGUCUACAUCUUUAGUCAUUGGUAAUGUCCAGUCCUGGGGGCUCCAGCGGAAGUACCGUAGCAGUACGAGGAGCAGCAGCUGCUAGAAGAUUGAAAUGGAGCCUGGAGUUGUGUGUUGGCAUGUCUCGGGGGCGCUCCGAUAGACAAGGAAACCAGGGGGAUUCGCUGUAUCCUGUUGGCUACUCUGACAAGCCCAUCCCUGAUGCAAGUGUGCAAGAGACGGACCGAAACUUAGUGGAAAAGCGAUGCUGGGAUGUAGCACUGGGACCUCUCAAGCAGAUUCCGAUGAAUCUGUUUAUCAUGUACAUGGCUGGAAACACCAUCUCGAUCUUUCCCAUCAUGAUGGUAUGCAUGAUGGCUUGGAGGCCAAUUCAGGCUCUCAUGUCAAUGUCUGCAACAUUUAAACUUUUGGAAAGCUCAAGCCAGCAGUGGUUGCAAAGUCUUGUGUAUUUUGUCGGAAAUCUGCUUGGACUAGCGCUGGCCGUCUACAAGUGUCAGUCAAUGGGUCUUUUGCCCACACACUCCUCUGACUGGUUGGCUUUUAUUGAACCGCCAGAGAAAAUGGAGUACAUGGGUGGUGGGAUGGUCCUGUAGGACGUCUGGAGCACCGAUUAACAGGACUUACUUUGCUCAUGGACUCUUCGUUUGGAACUGUUUCAAACAUUGCACUGCAGUGCCAGUGUCGUCGUCGUCGAACUUAAUUACAGCUAAUAAAUUCUAAUUGAGAAUAUGGUGAUUAUGUGGUGCGCUCAGUAAGCAGUAAAGAAUGUGAAAUGUGUAAGACCUCGGUGACUUUUCUCUGCCAUUUGAUGUUUUUUUUUUGGGAGCAGCUGUUACUGUUGUAAUGGUUUGUUUCUGUUGUUGCCAUUUUAUUUAUUUAAAUGAAAUUUCUGUCAAAACCCGAGAUCCUAAGCCUAUCUUGUUAGUAGACAGUCCACAUUAUAUAAUACAAAUACAUAGCCAUAUAUUUUACCUAGUAGUUUUACUUGGAGGUUCAAUGCUGUUCAGAUAAAGGCAGUUUAUAAUUCUGCUGCACGUCAGUAGGUGUAAUAUAUAAAUAACUACAUGUCUGAAUUCAUGCCACUCUGCUGUCAGCCUGAUUCCCAGUAAACAUAACUGCCCAUAAAGUAUCCCUUUUGUGUCUCUUAUUAGUUAUAUUUUAGUUAGAAAUUUGGAGCAUAUUUAUUUUGCGACUACAAAAUAAAAAGCCUCUAGAAAACAAAUGUCCCUUUACAGUCGGCUGUAAUUAAAACAAAGGUUUUUCUUUCUUUGUUUUUUACAGCAUAUUGAGAUGAAAGGCCACAGUAUGUCAGUGCUGAAUCUAGAAUUUUACAGUGCUAAUAAUAUCUGCGCUGAGGCUCGUUUUUGAGGUUUCAUGUCCGCACACAAAUGUAGAGAACAUCGCUUCAAAAGUGACAGUGAGGCCUUUGGGUGUAAAGAUGUGAACUAGUGGACAGUGUAACAAGUGUGAUAUUGGCAAUGACCCACUUUAAGAAAAAAAAAAUCAUUAAAGCCUUAUGAACUUUG